GCCGCCAGGCAGCGAUGCGGGUCCCGGGCCCUGCCGGCAGGCGGCCCCCGCCGUGAGCCGCCCCGCGGGGAGCCGCUGGGCUGCGGCAGGCCGGCCGGCCGGCGCUGCGGGGUGCAUGGGGGCGCCCCCCGCCCGCAGAGAGGUGUGACUCCUCCGGAGGACGGCGCUCGGCCCCGCAAGGCCAGCGGCCCCGGAGCCCCGCGGCCGGGCUCCAGGAGCGGAAAAUAAAAAAAAUAAAAUAAAAAUCAGGAGGGGGCGCGGGACCCUGAGGAGAGCAUCGCCCCCCUUCCCAGGCGGCUGCUGCCUCCCGAGAGAUGAAGAAGUUUUUCGACUCGCGUCGGGAGCAGGGCGGCUCUGGCCCCGGGUCGGGCACCAGCGGCGGCGGCGGCGGCAGCGGAGGCCCAGGCAGCGGCUACAUCGGCAGGGUGUUCAGCAUCGGCCGCCACCAGGUGACGGUGGACGAGGUGCUGGCCGAAGGUGGAUUUGCAAUAGUGUUUCUUGUGAGGACUAACAAUGGGAUGAAAUGUGCCCUGAAGCGGAUGUAUGUCAAUAACGAAUACGACUUGCAAGUCUGCAAAAGAGAAAUCCAAAUCAUGCGGGAUCUAUCUGGCCAUAAGAACAUUGUCGGAUACAUUGAUUCCAGUAUCAACUCAGUAAGCAGUGGUGAUGUUUGGGAAGUGCUGAUACUAAUGGACUUCUGCCGAGGAGGGCAGGUGGUGAACCUCAUGAACCAACGCCUGCAGACAGGUUUCACUGAGAAUGAGGUCCUGCAGAUCUUUUGUGACACCUGUGAAGCUGUAGCGAGGCUGCAUCAGUGUAAAACACCAAUAAUCCACAGGGAUCUGAAGGUUGAAAAUAUCCUGCUGCAUGACCGUGGCCACUAUGUCCUGUGUGACUUUGGAAGUGCCACUAACAAAUUCCAGAACCCUCAGACAGAAGGGGUGAAUGCGGUAGAGGAAGAGAUCAAAAAGUACACUACAUUAUCCUACAGAGCACCAGAAAUGGUCAACCUGUAUAGUGGCAAACUUAUUACUACAAAAGCAGACAUAUGGGCACUCGGCUGUUUGCUGUAUAAGUUGUGUUAUUUCACCUUGCCGUUUGGGGAGAGUCAGGUGGCAAUCUGUGAUGGCAAUUUCACCAUUCCAGAUAAUUCUCGGCAUUCGCAAGACAUGCACUGCCUCAUCCGGUAUAUGCUUGAACCAGACCCUGAUAAGAGACCUGAUAUUUAUCAGGUCUCCUACUUUGCAUUCAAAUUGGCAAAGAAGGAAUGCCCGGUCCAGAACGUCCAGAACUCUACAAUCCCUGCUAAACUCCCAGACCCAGUCAAAGCAAGUGAAGCUGCUGCGAAGAAGAGUCAACCCAAGGCCAGGUUGACAGAUCCCAUUCCUACAACAGAGACGUCCAUAGCACCCCGCCAGAGACCUAAAGCAGGACAGACACAACCCAACCCUGGAAUUUUACCCAUUCAGCCGGCCCUCACACCUAGAAAGCGACCCACAAGCCAAGCAGCAAUUCAACCACAAGUUGCAGGGCCUGCUGCCUUGGGCAGUGGUCAGCCUUCCCUCCCUGCAAGUGUUCCCCAGCAAAAGGCAGCACCUCAACAGACUCCGGCACAGCCACAAGCCAAACAAGCUCCAGCUUCCCAGCAGGCAUCACAGGCACAGCCCCAAGUCCCUUCUGCUCAGCCACAAGCCACACCUCAACACCAACAGCAGCUUUUCUUGAAGCAGCAGCUACUGCAGCAGCAGCAGCAACAGGCUGCAUAUUACCAGCAGCAACAGAUGAUGCAAGCUCAGCAGUUCCCAGUGAUGCAGCAGGGAGCGCCAGCACAGCAGCAGCUUAUGCAGAACUACUACCAGCAGCAGCAACAACAGCAGCAGCAGAUGAUGGCCCAGCAGGCAGCAAUGCAGCAGAAGACAGCAGUAGCAGCAGUUCAGCAAAAGCAACAGACUCCAGCACCUCCACAGACCCAGCAAAGUGCGGCCCAGCCAACGCCACAGCAGGAACAAGUGAUGCAGGCGCAAAUAAGGCAACAACAAAAACCUCAAACCACACCACCUACAGCAGUUCAGGGGCAGAAGCUGGGUUCUCUCACCCCUCCGUCCUCCCCCAAGACACAGCGUGCAGGACACAGGAGGAUUCUGAGUGAUGUGACCCACAGUGCUGUUUUUGGGGUCCCAGCCAGCAAGUCUACCCAGCUCCUGCAGGCAGCUGCUGCUGAAGCCAGUCUCAACAAGUCCAAAUCUGCUUCCACUACGCCCUCGGGUUCCCCAAGGACCUCACAGCAGAAUGUCUAUAACCCACCUGAUGUCUCCACAUGGAAUCCAUUUGAUGAUGAUAACUUCUCCAAACUCACAGCUGAGGAGCUGCUGAAUAAGGACUUUGCAAAGUUGGGUGAUGGAAAAGCUCCAGAAAAGAUGGGAAGUUCCACAGAGAACUUGAUUCUGGGUUUCCAGCCGGCUUCUUCUGCAACUCAGCCGGAUGCAUUUGGUGGCCCUUCUACCUUCACUGCUGGAACAGCCGAAAAAACGAAAGACAUUCUGAAUUUGGACACUAGCCCUCCUCUUCUGACUGUGCCUGAUCCUUUCAUUCCUCUCCCAUUAUCUGACACACCAGAAAAACUGAUUGAGGGGCUCAAAUCUCCUGAGACUGCGCUUCUGCUCCCUGAUAUCCUGCCUCUUGCUGACCCCUUCGGUAGCACGUCAGAUGCUGUGAAUGGAAAACCUGACGUAGCUGUUGAGAGUCUCAUACCAGGCCUCGAGGCUCCAUUGCCCCAACGCCUUGUGUCGCAGACUGAGUCGGUUGCUUCCAACAGAACAGACUCUCUCACUGGGGAAGACUCUCUGCUUGACUGUUCUCUGCUUUCUAACCCUGCUGCUGACCUCUUGGAUGAGUUUGCUCCUGUAGCUUUCACGGCUCAACCUCACAAAGAAGAUACUAACCUGAUAGCAGGCUUUGAUGCUCCUGAGGGCUCUGAAAAAGUGACAGAAGAUGAGUUUGACCCAAUUCCAGUGUUGAUAUCCAAAAAUUCACAAGGUCUGCAGAGGGAUCCAGCCCUAUUUCCAGUUGUAGCUCUUGAUCUCUGUAAAGGACCUUCUGGCAGUGAUGGACUUGCUUUGUACAAAGGUCAGUCUGAGAUGCUAGAGGUGAAAACCCAGCAUAACUCAGAGGCAGACUACUUAGCAAGAGAUGGUCCUUCAAGCAACAGCUCCUUCUACAGCAGUGAAGGAGAGGGGACAGACCAUGAAGGAGAUAUUUUGGAUUGUAGUGGAUCCAGGCCUUUACUGAUGGAUUCAGAAGAGGAGGAGGAAACCUGCAAGCUGGGCCCAGGGUUCCUGCAAGCUGGACACAGGGAAAGACGGGAGGCUUCCAAAGAUGCCCACUCCCAAUCUUCCCAGGCCAGAGCAGGGGAGAUGCCAUUCCCUGCCUUCCAGUCGCACUCUGGGGAAGUUUUUAAUGAACCAGAUGUUUUUGCCACGGCUCCUUUCCGAAGCUCGAGAAAAGUGCCUGAUGAGGUGGAUGUCUUUACCAAAGCUCCUUUCAUUUCCAAGAGCAAUAUGGCUCACAGACAUCCAGAAGAAGCAGAUGUGUUUCUGAGAGCCCCUUUCACAAAAAAGAAAAGCAUGGAAGAGUUGACUUCUCAUAGCAUGCCUAAGGAACCAUUCACACCUCCUGUUUUCCUAAGUCAAGCAGGCGAUGUCCAACACAGAGCCAGCCCUAUGUUCCAAGGCCUGGAUACAGCAUUUCAUGGGUCCACGGCCUCGGCAAGACCUCAGUAUCCCUCUGCAGGCUUUACUCAGCCAACCAAUCUUCCUCCUUCUGUAAGAGCGGUGGAGGCCCAGGAGAACAUCCCUUCUAAAGGUGUGCAACCCGACCACAGCGGCGUGCCCAGUGAGAGGAACCAAGGACAAGUGCUCCCACAGGAAGCCAUCCUGGGCUCCAUGGUUAACAAGCCUUUCCGUCCACAAUCCUUGUCAAAGUACUCCCGUCACUACAGUCCAGAAGAUGGGCAAGGUCUUGAAGUCAAGCCCAUAGCUGCUUACAAAGUGGUUUCUCAGACCAACAGACAGGCAAUAGCAGGAUCUGUAUCUGUUGCCCCCCUGUCUUCCAGGACUACGGAACUGCCUGACGGGGAUCCUUUUGCUUCAGCACCCUUUCCUUCCAAAGCAGGAAAGCAAAAGCCUUAAUCUGCUGUGAGCUGGGAGGUGUGCUUCCUGUAGAACACCUCUCAUGGGACCUUGAACCUCUUAGUUGAAUUGAAUGACAUAGCAAUAUAUAUGUAUUAUUAUUAUUUGGUCAGAACUCUAUUUGCAGUGAUACAUAGUUGAACCAUUUUAAGUUAUGUUAGCUAAACUGAAUGCCUGGCUCUCAGGAUCUUCAUAUCCUUUUCAAUUGCUUCUUACCUUCCUCCACUCACUGCCUUCCAUGCCACCCCCAGGUAUUUUUAGAUGCUUUUCCAAAACUGUAAUAUUCCAUACUUUCUGGCUGGGAAAAGACGUUAUAAGAUGAAUUAGAAGGCUUAUUAAUUACAGAGCAAGUCAAGCGGGACUGGCUCAUGCUCUGGCAAAGAAGUGAUUUCGCAUGUUGAAGGGUUAUUGGGACUCUGUUCCCAGCAGUGGGGGCUUCUGGAGGACAGCAAGGUGACACAUUCUGCUGCUGGUAGCACUGGCAAGCUUGGCAGCUGAGGCUCCAGGGUCAUUCGCUCAUGUACAGUGCAUGUUUGUAGGUUUUUAUGCACAACAGGCAAUGUCUAGCACCAGGUCUAUGCAGUGCAGAGGUGAGCAGAACAGUGGCAGCGUGCGUGCAGCACCCCUUAGCUCACUGCCAUGUGCAAAGCACAGUGUGUCAGCGCCCAGAGCAGUCGGGAGGAGGACUCAGUGCCUUCCACUGCUCGUCUUUCAAAUGCUCGAGAACUGAAACUUCAGCGUAGCAAUCUGUCAGGCUGAUACCAUUGCUGUUACUAGGAAAAUCAAAAUAUCAAGCAAAACUUUGACAUGCAUGUAUCUUGUCUGGUUUAUGCCAAAGCGUAGAACCCAGAAAUUUGCUUUUGUUGUUGUGAAGGAGAGAGUAAUGUAAUGUGCAUUAACACAGUAUUAAAAAUAAGCCUGAUGGAAAAGUUUAUUAUGGAAAUAACCUGACAGAUGUCCUGAUCUGCAUACCUCAUUUGGUGUAAUUCUGCAGUGGGUGCAAUCCGGUUAGACUGAUAUAUGCUAGCAGAGAACUUGACUCUAGAUUCAUCAGUUCUGCUUUUUGUUUUCUUAUCAAUCAAGAUGAAUCCAAACAAAAUCUACUCACUCUUCUCUGGUAACAUUUGCUCUACUUCAGAAGUCUUGUGCUUCCUACCGUAUUCCUAAAGAGAAAGACAUCUCCCUGUUUGUUCUGCCAUUGAUGUAGUGAAUCCCAAUAUGGUGUUUGGUGGGAAGAUAGUCCAAAAGGUUUACUCCAGCUGUUUGUCACCUGCUGGCCACUAGGCAGAAAUAAAGUAGACUUUGCUUCCCUCUCUUCACAAUAAUACAAGGCAGAGAUAAGAGCGAAACCUCCUGCCUUGGUCUUUGCAAAGUGCCUGUUGCAUUGCUUGUCUUGGUCCUGCUAUUUCUGGCCAGCAGCAGCUAUGUAUCUGUAAGUGUUGUCUGGUUUCAAAACAUGUGGGUGUGGGGGCUCUUUAGGCUCGCAGUCACUCAUGCCUCUGUAGUGCAGUGGUCCUACAUCCUAACAGGUGCUGAUGUUGCAGAAUGUCUCCCAAGAACAAUCUCCAGUUGUUUUGUUUGCAAGGGCUUCCUCAUUGACUCCAGGAGUUUCUGCCAAGCCCCUCAAAAGCCUUGCAGUGACCAUUUCCCAAGUGAAUUUGAUCCUUAUCCUGUAAGCUGGAGCCUUGCACAAAGGCUAAACGACAGAUGGCCUUUGGGGCUCUCUCACAAGUGCCUUUGAGCUUUUGUGGGGGAGUUGUUGGAGCUGGCUGCUGAGGUAGUUUGCCGUGGUCAGGACCUGCUGCGAGUGGAGCAGGUUUCUGUCAUGCCCUCUUCCCGAUGUGCUUGUACUCAGAGAGAAGAUUCAGGACUACUGUCCCACUAGGGGAGGGAAGGGAUGAUGUAACUCCUUGUAAUGUGCUGGAGUCACACCAGCGAAAGCUGCUGCAGCCAAAUUCAAUUUUGGGGGGGGAAAAAAAAAAAAAAGACACUGCCUCCAUCCAUAGUGUUGGCUGAUGUCCAGAUAAUAAACAUUAAAGUAACUCAGCGAGCUUGUUACAGAUGCAUGUGAAGACUGCUCAAACAAAGCAGAGCACGUGAACAGGAACACAGUUCAGGUCUCUGGUGAAUUUUCAGCCCUGCAGUAAGGAGAGGGUGGAUGGAAAAGUCUGGAGCACCAGGAGAUGACAAACAAAGCAUGUGCAGAUAGGAGUUACCGACUGCUCUGCAUUCCGCAUCCCCUCCCUAGUCUCAGUUCCCUUCCAAAACCUAAAGUUGUAAACCAAAUGUUGCUGCAGGGAGCAUUCAGCAUUGGGUUUACCUGGAAGACAGAGAGAAAAAAAAAAAAGUGGGACUGAGGUGUUGAAAGCCCUGGGGAGGGGACGGACAGCUCUUGGGGGCAUGGAGGCUGUGUGCAGCUGGAUCUCCUGCCUUGUUCUGCUGCAUAGCACCGGUGUGCUGCUGCAGGUGUGUUCUUCCUGUGCUCCUCACUGCCUCUGGGAGAUAAAGUGCUGCAAAGAAAUUUCUGGGUUUCCCUUAAGACCUUUAGUGAAGCUGAAAUUGUACUUUUUUGCAUUUUGUUGUCAUUGAGUUUUCUGUUCAAAUACAUACCUGAGAGUGAUUGACCAUGCAGGUUGUUGCUGGAUUGGAUCAGUGAGAGAUGCCAAGGAGGACCGUGAUAUCAAACUGUGAAAUGCAGGGGAUACCAAGGAGGCUAAGCAUGAGGAUGUAGAUUUGUUUCAGCACACGGCUGUGCCGUGGCGAUGCACAUGGCCAGCAGGCUGAAUUUGGCCUUAAGCUGUUAAAUUCAUUCGGGAAGCCAACAGAAGGAAGGUCAGGGCUUGGCAGUGUAGGGAUGGAUCUGUGCACGCAGGAUAUGCUUUGCUGGAAUAAGCAGGUACCACAUAUAAAUAAGAUGUGGGCUCAAGGUAUUACCUCUGUUAACUGGAUUCAUGUUCUCCUUCCUUUCUUUCUUUUUUUUUUUUACUUGAAAAGUUGCUUUUGGAUAAUUCUGUGAAACUUCUUACGAUACCACAUCCAGGUGUCGCUUAACAAAAGAAAAAAAAAAACUGGUGUGCUCACAUCAGUGAGGCGGAGGUGAGCCCUGUAUCGUUCAGACCUCUCUGUCCUGCGCUGCUGGCCAUGGGAGGAUGGGGAGCGUGCAGAGGUGCAGCUGGGUGCGAGGGCUCACCGGCAGCAUGGGCUCAGGUUGGGUCAGGCUGAAUUUCCAGUUAGCAUUUUGGCAGCUUCUGUUCCUCAAGCACUUUAUACAGAGUAAGCUAACCACGCCCCAGAAACUAAUGAUCCUGCCGGCAUGCAUCUAGUGCUUAAAUGGUUUAAAAAUAUGUUGGGGCGAUGGGGGGAGAGCUUGUUUGAAUCUAUGUGUGUGACCUAUGAAGGAAUAGGACUUCUGGUUGCAGUCAGAAAAUUGAAUUUCAAUACCAGUUAGUCUGAUACCAUUCUAGUUUCCAGCCUGUAUUCCUCCUAAUCCUGCAUGGCCAGUACUGCAGCUUCAGCGUGAUGUAUUGUAAGUGGAAAUUUCAUUUCCUUAUUUUGUGAAGCUGCAGUUUCUAAUGAUCAUGGAGUAAUAGUGCUUGUAGCUUUCUUUGUCACCUAGCUGGUGAUGUUAAUGAGGUAAGACUGGUAUGGCCUCAAUGCAACAUUUUAAAGUCAAUUUUCUGAACAGAACCACUGGUUUCACGUUUUUUAAAGCUGUAGUAAAUUCUGCCAGCUGCCCUGGGUCUCCUGGGAGACCUCAUGGCCAGAAGGAUGCAGUUACCACUUCAGUCCUGUGACAAUCUUCGACGUGGUUCAUAUCCAUUGCCAACUUAACUUGAAUGCACUUAGAAACAUAGCGCUUCAAAGCAAGUAAGCAGAGUUUCUGCAUGAAAAAAAAGGGGGGGGGGGAGAAAAGAAAAGGCAACAGGGUUUGCUCUCUGUGCCUCUUUGCUGCAACAUUUGCACAAGUGCACAUACCGGGACCAGCCACCCCAGGGUUCGCCUGCUGCAGUAUUUUUGGGCCUUUUCCCCAUCUCUCAUCUCGGCACUAGUUGUGUGUGGUGUUCAGUUUACAAUCUUAGUCUCUUGAAGCCAGCGCACACUCAAUCUGUACUGCACGGUAUGCAUGCAGCACAGCACGUCAGUGAUGUUAAGCUCGUGACAGCAAACCCGCAUGAGCAAUCAUGAUGCGCGCUGCCUGGAGCGCAUCUUCAGAGUGACUUAAUCAGGCAAGACAGAGCGCGAUCUGUUUAAUUGCUGAACUCUCAAUCACUCCAAAGUGGUAAUCGGUUACUUUAACUCAGCUUCCACCAAAGACUCUUGUGUUGGGGAGUUGAUUUUUUUUUUUUUCCUCACGGUGUUAAUUUAAGGCCUUUCAGUACACCAAAAGACUCCAAAGCAUUUUUAGAGCAGGUAUCGUGACAGUGAAAUCUUGUUCCAGUCCUGAAAUGCAUUCCUGAAACCCGAUCAGCUGUGUUUGAGUUUCUAAAAAUAAGCCCCAGCCUGUAGUUUCCAUUGUGCAUAGGGUGAAGGUUGUCACACAUGGCUAGAAAAGUCCCACUGAGAAGUGGGAAGGAUGGUUGUGAUCCGGCAAUGUGCUGGUCCCCCAUCCUGACCACACUCUCUCCUGCAGCAAGGGAGAGUGAGCUGCUUGCGAGCACAGGGAGGGCAGGGGGCUUUCUGUGUCCGUGUGGUCGGUGCUGGGAGCUUGAUGCAGGAAAGCAUCAGGGGUUGCAACUGGUUGAGCAUCUCCGCACACCACAUCCAGCAGUGAAAGCAACUCCUAUUGUCAGUGGAGGAGCGUUGUCUCCACGUGGAGCAGGAAGCUGGAGCUGCAGGUGUUUGUGGCCUCUGCUGACUGUGACGAGCAAUCUCUGUGACUUAUGUUGCAAGAGAAGUGUUCCGCUUGAACCACGUUGUUAUUAAAGUGAUUCGUAGCGGUCUUGGAAAUACCUCUGACUUGCAGAUUGGUGGAGUCAAGUGUUGCACUCCAGGUGUGAUCGUCUGUGUUUCCGGUAAUCAUUAUGAAGAAAUAUUCAAGUUGUAAACUUUAUGUACAUUCUAUUAAAACUGUACCUGAUUACAAUA
Messenger RNA from Anas platyrhynchos (mallard), 9272 nucleotides. It is a transcript of the gene AAK1, whose product is annotated as AP2 associated kinase 1. Gene Ontology annotation, molecular function: ATP binding; protein kinase activity. Lineage: Eukaryota; Metazoa; Chordata; Aves; Anseriformes; Anatidae. Gene Ontology annotation, biological process: protein phosphorylation. The record is from RefSeq and is a predicted model, not a curated record.